Tetrahymena thermophila SB210 is the source of this 5007-nucleotide messenger RNA. RefSeq names its product EF-hand protein. Gene Ontology annotation, molecular function: DNA binding; calcium ion binding. The record is from RefSeq and is a predicted model, not a curated record. The transcript has 18 exons. Lineage: Eukaryota; Ciliophora; Oligohymenophorea; Hymenostomatida; Tetrahymenidae.
AUGGACACAGCUAUCACUAUUAAAUCUAAUUAAACUAAAGCAAGUAUUUAGUCUUAAUAAACAAUAGAUAAUGUUAGUCAGAAAUCAUAGCAAAAGCUAUAUAAACUAUAAGUUAAUUUGGAUGAGGAGACCAUAAAUAAUGCAUGGGCUGCUUUCGGAACCUAUGUUUGCAAGUGCUUAAGAUAAGGAAGAGCAGUGAGCAUACCUAAAUUUGGUUUAUUCACAUACUCAUUUAGAGAUGUUAAUCUUGAUGGAACAACAAAUGAAUAUGAAAGAGAUAAAGAAGAAAGAGAACCAGUAUUUAUAAUUUCAAAAGAUUUCGCGAAGGGUUUAAAUAUUAAAUCUGGAGUUUACCGUUUAGGUGGUAUUAUAAGACCUCUAGUUUUGUCAUCCACAUCAGGCAAAAUUUAGCAAACUCUUUGCAGUUAUUAAGAAAUAGCCAGUAUAUCAUAGCUAAACAAAGAAGAAGUUAAAUAUAGUGUAGAAAGAAUUAUAAGAAGGAUAGAAGACUAAAUUAGAAAUGGAGAUGAAUAGGUUUACAUGUUCAUACCUUCCUUGGGAUUAUUUAUGUAUAAGAAGGGUAUUACAUGUGUUAAAUUUUAGGAUUUCAUUAAAAAAGAUAUAAAAGGAUUGCUAAAACUAAAUGUUUCUGAUAGAAAGAAGAAAAACCAAAGUGAUUUAACUUCAGAAAAACUUAAAUAGUUGAGCUAGAGUUAUUAUAAAAGUUAAAAUAACUAAGAGGAAGAAAAUUAUUAAACAACACAAAUAUAGGAAGAUGCUGAGCAGUACUUAAAGAAUAACCUUUAAAUCGAUCCAAGCUAAAUUAUAGAAGAAGGAAGGACACCUAAUAAUUAAGAAGAACUUUCUAAUAAAUUAUAGCAAAUAUUAGCUUCUAGCACGAAUGAUACUAUCAAAUUAUCAACAGCAAGAGACUCUUAUAGCAAACAAACUAAUAGGAGUAUAACAGUUAUUUAAAGCGAAGAAGAAAUUGCAUUUUAAAAGCUAAAUUAUUUACUUAGAAAUAAAUGUAUUAAGCCCUAUGAUUUACUUUCAACGAUGCUUGGAUAUAUUUAUGGUAUAAACUCAACAGACAGAAAAACUUUAACCUUAGAGCAAUUCAUGAAAGCUCUGCAUAAAUAAGAUAUUGAGAUGGAAAGCGAUGAAGAAUACUCCUUGGUUUUUUCAUAUAUUGAUUCAAAAAGAGAUAAAAAAAUAGAUUUAGAGGAAUGGCAAAAUGCUUUCUCGAAAAAAGAAAGUUAGUCACUUGAAUAUUUGAAAGACAUAAUUAUGAGAAACAACAUAGUUAUUGAUGAUUUCUUUAAAACUAUGGGAUUAAACAGAGAUACAGAAUAAAUAACUUUAAAGGAAUUUAAGAAUGGAUUAAAAAAAAUUAAUAUAUCCAAAUAUAUUUCAGAUCUUGCAGCAGCUGAAAUUUUCGAGGACAAAUAAUCUCUGCCACCUCAGCAAAUUAUUGAUAAAUUAACUGCUGAUAGAAAAAAUUUAAAGAAUUUGACUAAUUUGCAAAAUACAGCUAGAACUGGUACAAGCGGAUAGAAUGACAUAGAUGAUAGUGAUACUUCUUUACUGCUUUAAAUAUAUAGGAAAAUUAAAUAGGAGUUAAUAAAUAAGUAUCCAGAAGAGAAACAAGACAGACAUGAUAAAUAUUUGAUUUAAGAAUUCGAAAAGCUAGAUUAACAAAGCUAAGGAUCUUUAGAUAUUGCUAAUUUUAAGACUUGUUUAAUGAAAGCCAAUUUAAAUCUUACGCUGAAUGAAGUAGUAAGAAUAGCUAGAUAUAUUGAGAAAAAUUAAAAAGGAUAAAUAGAUUAUUGCAAAUUUAGCAAAAAAGUAAAUAAUUCGUUGAGAAUGAGUGAUGAAAUCGAAUCUUUGCCUUAUCUUGUAGAAAUGAUAAAAAAAUACAUGCAACAAAAUAAAAUGAAUAGUGAAGAAUUUAUAACUCAUCUGCUUGAAAAUAAGGAAAAUAGAAAAACAUUCAAUAUACAGGAUAAGAAAAAAGUUAGAAUCCCUGUAUUCGCUUAGAUGAUUGCAAAAAAAAUAAAUUUCAAUUUACAAGAGUCAAUUAUCUAAUAAAACUGUGAGCUGAUUGACAUAGAUAGAGAUGGUUACAUUGACAAAUUUGAUUUAGAAACAUUUUUAAGCCGUUAUUACUAUAUAGAAGACUAAAUAUCCAAAAAGACUUCAUUCGCAUCUCAAGUCUUCUCCAAGUCUCAUACAGGAAAUUUUUUCUCAAUGAGCAAAAGCAACGGUAUUGGAUCUACAAUAAAAAGCAAGCAGCAACUUACAAGCUCUUUGUUGAACAUCACAAAAUCUUAGCUCGUCAAUCAACCAAUACGACUAUAUCCCACAGAUAAUCUUCCUCUUGAGAAGCUUGAAGUUAUACUUAGAGAUUUAAAAUAAAAUGCUGGUUUAAGAAGACUCUCUUAUUAUGAAAUUUUUAAGAUUUUAGAUGUUAACAAUGAUGGAUUUGUAAGCUUCAACGAAUUCGAAGAAAAAAUAGAUUCCUUUGUAAAGCUGAGCAGUCAUGCAAAAGAAGGACUAUUUUCAUAUUUUGAUCACUUGAAAAUUGGAAUGUUUGAUUUCCCUAGAUUUGCCAGCAUUUUAAGCAGAAUAACUUUAAAAAAUCAUGAUGAUAAAUAAAUAGAUAACUGGGAAUGGUAGCACAGCAUUAUUAGAUAAAUUAAAGAAUGGAAAGAAACUAAUGGUUUUACAGAAGAAGAGGCUUUUAGAAUAAUAGACUGUGAUUUUGAUGGUUUUAUCAGCAUUGACGAUUUGAAAAAAUUUUUAUCAAGGGACUUUAAAUUAAGGGAAGAACAUUUAGACAGCACUAAAUUAGAUAGGUUAUUUAAGCUAUUCGAUUAAUACAAAAAAGGAUACAUCUAAAAACAUGAUUUUGCAAAAAUAUUUACAAACUAAUUCGAGGAAUAGCUUUCAAAUGGAUUUAAAACCACUAAAAAUAUUACUUAUAAUGAUUCUUUUUUCAAAAAACCAGAAGAUUAAUUAUCCAAAAAUACUUCUAACAUUAAGGCAUUUACACAAACUCCGAAAUCUGUUCCCAAUAUAUAGGUGAAAGAGCUAUCAAAAACAUUGACUUUCUUAAAACCUAAGAAACAAUUACACAAUGGAAACACUUUAAAUAUAGAAGACUGGAUGAUAAAUUGUUGUCAACAAAUAGCUCUUGUGGUCUCAUCUAAAUACAAAGACUUAGUAGAAGCAUUUGAAAAAAUUUCUAACCACUCUCAGAAAAUAGAAUAUUAAAAGUUGAAUGAUUGGAUAUUAUAGACAAAUGCUCUAUUCGGUUUUAAUUUAACUGAAACUCUAUUGUAGUAGCUCUUUGCUUACAUGGAUCCUCACAAAAAAGGCUACAUCACAUAAGAUGACUGGGUUGAAUGUUUAAAAAUAUACACUGAAUCUAAAGACAUUCCCUUAAGUGAUUUGACAGAUUUAAUAUACUUUAGUUUCAAAUCAAAUGAUGAAGCAUUUAGGUUUUUCUUAUUUGGAUAAAAAUUUGAGAAAUAAGAUUUUAAAAAUACCUAAAGUACAAGUACGACUAGCGAAGUUUCUCUUCAUAAAUUUAAGUUUGCUUUGAACAACCUCUACAAGCAGGUUUAUUCUGAUAAAAUUGUUGAAAAACUUUGGAUUGCAAUACACCAAUUUCUCAAAAUACCUGUUGAGUAGCAAUUAACCUUAGAACAUUUUAAUAAGUUAUUCCCAAGGAUAAAUAACUAAAAUUCAAGGUACAAUAGGACAAGCAGUAAUACGAGAAUUAGAGUGGCAAAUAUAGAUUCCUUAAGAUUCUCAGAUUAAUUCAAAAGCAACUCUCUAAGUUGCAAUAAUCUUAUUUCUUACAAUAAUUUUACUCUGCACGACGAUAUUAUAAAUAAAUUUAAAAAUCUGAUAUUAUCUAAAGGAAAAGACAUAGAGAGUAUUUUCAAAUAGCAUGAUACAAAUAACACUGGUUUUAUUAGUAACACAGAAUUCAAAAACAUACUGAUGAGAUUAAAUAUUGGCUUAAAUGGGAGAGAUAUGGAUUAUAUUCUAAUAUUUGCAGAUCCAUCAAGCCCAGCAGAAAUAAACUGGAAAAAGUUUAUGAAAAAGCUUCAAUUCUCGUCAUCAUAAUAGAACCUAAUUAACAGAUCGAAAAAAAGGAUAAACCACCUUAAAGAAUGUUUAUAUUCAUACUUAAUAUCACCAAAGGAUGCAUUCAGAGAAUUUGAUGAAGAGAAAAAAGGAUACAUGACCUUAGAAGAUUUUAGGUAUUUUCUUGUUAAAGUUUCAAAACUUGACAGGAGUGAAAUACCUUCUUUCGCAAUUUCAAAAGACAUGUUUGACUAAAUAGAUUUAAAGAAGGAUGGCUUGAUUGAUUUAGAUGAGUGGAUACAAGCAUUCAUGAAUUAUGGAGGUACUGAAGAACAUGAUAAAAUUAUUCAGGAAAAAGAAAAGGAUAAAUUUACUUUUUGCUAAUUUCACAAGAAAAAGCUAGACAUCUUGAACAGUAUAAUUGACUAAAAAAAGAAGUAACAGCUUUAAGAUAAGCAAGCAGAUACUAAUUCUUAGUAAUAAAAUUCAACAUCAUUGUCAAGAAAUAAUUCAGUGAGUCUAGUAAAUGGGUCUACAAAACAAAAUGUAAUAGAUAUUAUUAAGAACAACUCUUCUAUACCAUUGUCUUGGGAAAAAAGUUAAGAUUAUGAUAAGGCUAUUUCUUUAAUUGCUAGAAAUAGAAGGUAUCUUAUACAAAAGUUUGAAGCCCUCUAUGAAUAAUAGCACGGUAAAGACAAAAGAGAUGGCUUGGACAAAUAUUUAAGUGUUGAAGCAAUUAAAUAAGUGCUUUGGGAAUUUUUAACUAGCCACAACAUUCAUCCAUCUUAGUUUAAUUUGUCAGUUUUGUACAAUUUCGCUGCUUAAAAAAAUGGUCUUAUUAAUUAUAAUUUCAUGAUAGAUGUUUUUAAGAGCAGAUUAGAUUAAAUAAAUAAUCCUCCAAAAAACUCUUGA